GCAGAAGAAGAAUGACGUCAGAUUUGGGUCACGGUGAAGUCACAUGAAGCAUUUCUAGCAUAAUAACAUUUCCAUCUCGUUUUUGCAGAUUAUUUGUCAAACAUUACUAUUAAACAAAGUAAUAGGUAGUUAACCAAAACGAUAAAAGCAUGGAUGAGGACGGUUUACCGAUUGUGGGAUCUGGAAUAGAUCUGACCAAGGUCCCAGCCAUACAACAGAGGAGAGUCGUUGCCUAUCUCAACCAGUUCAUAGUGCACACUGUCCGGUUCCUCAAUCGUUUUUCGACAGUUUGCGAAGAGAAACUUGCUUCCAUAUCUCUUCGGAUACAGCAGAUUGAAACUACCCUCAGCAUUUUGGAAGCAAAGCUAUCCUCUAUUCCUGGUUUGGAGGACGUCAGGGUGGAGGGUGUUGGUCAGCGGCCAGCUACAGAGGCCAACGGUCCAGUCGCAGUCGUGGUCCCAAGUCAACCAGAGACCCCUAUAGCUGUGGCUGUGCCAUUGCCACCUUCUGAGGUAGCCCAUACACAAAAAAAUGCCUCUCCAAGCAUACCAGAACCAAGACCAGCCGAGGCAGCAGGAGAGUGUUGGAUGACUGUGGCCAAGGAUCCACGCUAUGCCAGAUAUCUCAAGAUGGUGCAAGUGGGUGUUCCAGUUAUGGCGAUAAAGAAUAAAAUGGUCCAGGAAGGUUUGGAUCCCAACCUGCUUGACACACCAGAUGCACCUGUGCCUGAUGCAGGCAAAAAGAACACAGUGGAUCAAGAUGAUGACAGCGAUGAUGGCAGUGAGUCAUCUUUCAGCGAUUGAUCUGCUGUCUUAGCCAUGAAGCUGCCUAUAGGGAACUUCCUUCCCUGUCAUCUGUACUCCAGGCCUUUUGUACUGUGCUGCUGCAGGUGCACAGAAGGACUAGAUGCCAGUGUGUGCUUGACAGGCAGAACUACAGUGCUACCAGACAGAAAGUCCCACUUCUGUGGAUGAUCUGCAGGGAUGCAUGGGACUUACAAAAACAGGCACAUUGUUCUGUAGCUGAAAUGCUUUGUAGGUUGAGUGAAUGUCAACGAGAAAGAGCUGAGAAUGUCUGUAUCCAGGUCAGCCACUGACCUUUUUGUGGAUGUUAUAUUUUUGUGGCCAUUUCUUUUCCUGACACAUUUGAUUGUUCAUGGACAUGAUGUUUCUUUAUUUACAUAGUUUAGCAGUAAAACACAUGGAAUCACAACCAUGGAAAGUACUAACCAGAUAAUCGAUUAGUAAUUUAUCAUUAUUUUCUUUAGUCUGCACUGGGCAAACAUGCCUCUGCCCCAUGCCAGUAUCAUGUGAACAUUCCAAUGCCUUUGAAAGAGAUCGUGGGGCGGCAGGCAGCCUAGCGGUUAAGAGCGUUGGGCCAGUAACCGGAAUGUUGCUGGUUGGAAUGGUCUGUGCCCUUGAGCAAGGCACUUAUUGCUCCUGUAAGUCACUCUGGAUAAGAGUGUCUGCUAAAAGACAAUGUAAUUGUGCUUUAGUCUCAUUUUGUUUUAUUAUUUUGACAGUGAUGUCUGCAUGUGACACUUGUGAGUGGGUGAUAUGUUGUGUGUAUCUCAACAUUUGAUGGGUACUUUUUACACAACAACUGCUAUAUGAAGAAUGUCAUGCAGAAAUAUUGAGGACUGUUCUCUGGACUAUUCGUCAUUUAUAAUUGAGACAUUGAGCUGUUGAAAUGUAACUGUUCCUGGAGUGAACAAUGUGAAGGACAAAUUAACAAAAUUGCACUUUUGGGUAUAUACAUAAUGAAAAAAACACCACUAGUUGUGAGCAAUGUUUCAAUUGCAAUGGUACUGUGUAGGCUAAAAUAACAGUUGUACCUAAUGUGAAUUCAUCUCAGAAUCUUGUAAAAGGAUGUAUCUUAACCCAAGAUCUAACCAGGUUAGCAAGCCUUUCAGUCCCUUGGAUCCCACUGUUGUGAAGGCAUUAUGCCUUGGCCUUAAAGUCGACAGUUUUAUACAACAUCCCGUAUCCAAACAAAUGCUCAGAGAUCCAAUUCAUCUUCACAUUGUUUUUAGUUGUCUCUGGACAGAACACUGCAGUGAUGGAUUCUUUCAAUUGAUUGUGAAAGAGGGUAAAUGGAGAGGUUUUAGAAGACUGGAAAGCACUUUGUUCAAAAGCGCAAGGCAAGCAGCAUUGAGAUCUGAGUGUUUAUGCAGUUUAGCCUGAAAAAUAAAGAACACAU
Coregonus clupeaformis (lake whitefish) is the source of this 2199-nucleotide messenger RNA. RefSeq names its product WASH complex subunit 3. The transcript has 6 exons. NCBI's taxonomy places the organism in Eukaryota, Metazoa, Chordata, Actinopteri, Salmoniformes, Salmonidae. Gene Ontology annotation, cellular component: WASH complex. The record is from RefSeq and is a predicted model, not a curated record. Gene Ontology annotation, biological process: exocytosis; actin filament polymerization. Bases 150 to 803 code for a protein of 217 amino acids.